AUGGCUGAUUACUCUAGCUACGGAGAACCCAGUGCGGAGUGGCUCAAGUUUGCCAACUCGGGUUUUCUGAAGCCUCCUCCAGCCGAGCUGACAUUGAAUGAGAGACGUGAUUACUUGAACGAAUCUCGCGCUAAACUUCACGACGAGAUCUACGGUCCUUUCAAGGGUGAUAUUGACAUUUUUAACAUCGACAUCCCAUCACCAGACGGGUCUCCAAUCCAAACACGUCUAUAUACCCUCACCCGCUCUCCACUAAAUCGUAACUCGCCCCUUAUCAUCCACCUUCACUCGGGAGGAUGGCAUCUAGGGAAUCUCAAGACAGAAGACGCGUUUUGUGCCUAUUUAUGCACCCUACUUGCGGAGAAACAUGCUUCUGGAUAUGCAGUUCUCCACGUCAAUUAUCGGCACACGCCAGAAUAUCACUUCCCAACACAGCUUGAUGACGUCUAUACUGUGUUUGAGUAUCUGGCUGACAACGCCGCCCUUGCACGAAGCAUGUGGGGUAUUGAUUCUAAGAGGAUAAUCCUGUCAGGGACUUCUUCUGGGGCUCAUUUGGCGGUCGGAUGUGCUAUUCUAAAUGUACAGCGCAUGAAAUUAUCCCCAGAGACCCAAGCAGACAAGAGAAUCAAAGGGUUGGUUCUAACCUGUCCCCCAACCGUUCAUCCGGAUCUCUUUCCGUAUCAUCUUGUACGAAACAAGGAGACCUCUUCUCAUGUGCAAAAUGCGAACGAGCCACUGCUGGGCAUGGACCGCACAAGGCUGUUCUGGGGUCUAUUUCUUUCAGCGUCUCGAGAGGAGAAAAAGGCUGCAUGGUCAGAGAGAAUAACUGACGUGCUUAUCUCACCUCUUACUUCGAAGGUGGGGGUUUUCGAUGCCCGUCUGUGGCCAAUGACCUGCUUUCAUGUUGCAGGCAUGGACAUCCUAAGAGAUGAAGGCCUUCUGUUUGAGAAAAAACUUAAAAGCAAUGGGGUUAAAACACGGUUGCAUGUUUACCCCGGCUUUCCACAUGCUUUCAAUAUGCUCCCUCAGCUCGAGGAGAGCAAGCGGUGGAUGGUCAACUUGGUAGAAGAUAUUUUGAGUAUUCCCUCAAACUAG
Molecule: messenger RNA, 1095 nt
Organism: Talaromyces rugulosus
Lineage: Eukaryota; Fungi; Ascomycota; Eurotiomycetes; Eurotiales; Trichocomaceae
Exons: 2
Coding region: 1-1095 (364 amino acids)
Molecular function (GO): hydrolase activity
Source: RefSeq, a predicted model, not a curated record